Molecule: messenger RNA, 5430 nt
Organism: Drosophila gunungcola (fruit fly)
Lineage: Eukaryota; Metazoa; Arthropoda; Insecta; Diptera; Drosophilidae
Exons: 9
Coding region: 88-5217 (1709 amino acids)
Source: RefSeq, a predicted model, not a curated record
AGAUUGUGCAAAGCAAAAAAAAAAUAAAGUCAAAGAAAAGUGAAAAUUUUACAAUUUUCCAGCGUUUACAAAAAAAUAUAUUUUCUAAUGGCGCCGCCGCCCAAAACGGUUGGGGACCGGGACCAGGGCAGCGCCAGUGCCCGCAGCACCGGCGUCAGCAACAACAACAACAGCAACUCGGUGGGCGGGGCAACCGGCGCCGUGCCCAAACAACAAACGCCCAUAAACGGAGCACCUGGCGGUGUAACUGCAUCUUCAUCCGCUUCCUCGGUGGCCAGCAGAUCGGCACGAUCGCGCCGCCAGCAGGAGCACCUGGGCGAACCGGACCUGGACUUUGUGGAGCCUCUACAGCGGGAGACGCUGAAAACGCUGAACGAUCUGCUACAGCGCGCCCGCAUCACCAACGGCAAGAAUCGAUCACCGGCGGAGCAGCAGCUGACCACCAAGGAAACCAGGUCACCUGCCCAGCAGCAAAAGCAGCGCGAGACACUGCGUCAAUUGGCCGCGGAGCACAGCAGCUACGAUUCAGCAGAGCAACUGCAGGAGCAGCAGCAGCGCUACCGAUUCCCCGUGCGUCCCGUCCAGAGGGUUCAGCACCAGCCAUCGUCGUCAUCGUCCGGUGCCAUAGUCUCCGCCCCCUCAUCUUCGUCCGCUUUGCUGCGACUGCGUCAAUCGACGCCCCCGAAUGCCACAGUGGGCGUGGUCAUUCCAAACGCCACCACCAGCAACGGAAACGGAAACGGCAACUUAAGUGGCCCCGACGAGCAGUCCACCCCACUGACCGCCGCCGGACUGCAGAACCUGGUCCACCGGCUACUUGGUGUGCACCCUUUGGGCCCCAGAAUCGAAGCAGGCCGCUCCCAGGUGGAGGUGUUACGAUCCCUGCUGGAAUUGGACGAGAACCUAAACAACAGAGGACAACAGUCCAGUGCAAAUCUAGUGGAGCAGCUCAGCGACAUGGUGCACGAGAUCAACCCAAGUGCGGAGCAGGACGAGGGCAUUGUCAAUUCGACCAGCCUGGAGGAUGUUGCAUUAAGCGAGAUGAGCGACCGCGCCCAGUCCAUUCAGUCCCUGCACAGCGUCCUGGAGACGCCCACGCCCGAUAAUACGCCCAGUUUCGAUGAGCUGCAGCAGCGCCUGGAGGCCUCCAAUAGGAACAUGCAGCACCUGCAGGACGAGCAGGCCAAGCUACUGCACAUCCAGAACCUGGCCAAGUCGCACCUCACCGAGAUGGAGCAGCUGCGCCAGCAUGCCGAUCGCCUGCCGCACAACAGCAACGGCGGCGAGGCCCCCAAGUACGAGUCCGUGCAACAGGUGCAGGACGACAUGGCCUCGUUGGUGGGGCGCAUGAAGAAUCUCACCGCCUUCAUCCACAACCAGAACGAGCUGAGCACUGUGCUCGGCGAUGACGGUCCCGAGAUAAUGGCCGAGCAGGAGGCACUGCAGCAGAAACUGGAAUCUCUGCGCACCCAGCGUGAGGACAUGCGCAACCUGGUGGACGAGCUGAACAGCAUUAACCGCACGGCCAGGGAAUCGACCAGGGCCAUCAAGGAGGAGACCCCCACGCCACCGCCAAAGCCAGCUCCGGUUCCAGUGGCGGUCAAGGAGCGUGUGGUGCCGGUGGAGUACCAGCGGAAUGUGCCCAUCAUGCGCCAGGAGGCGGCCAAUGCGGCGCAGCGAGCCCUCCACGCCCAGGCCAUGAUCAACCAGAAGACGGCGGACAUAGAAGCCCUCAAGGCUCAGAUGGCCAGGCUUAAGGGCAUGCUGAACACGGUUAGCCAGAUCGAGGAGAGCACGCCCAGCAUGGGCGCCUCCCUGGAGCGGCGGAGUGAGGAGCGGACCAGUGUGGAACGGGAGCUGCCGACGGAGAUUGCCCAGCGGGUUUUCGCCCUCAACGACGUCACCUCGGAACUGCGCGCCGAGGCGGUCAGCCUGCAGAAGGAGCGCGAUCGCAUCCUGGCCCUCAAGGCGGAGAUCGAGCGCCGCAAGCAGCAGGCGGCCGCAGCAGUUCAGAUGGGCGAGGAUGCCCUCAAACGAAACAGCCUGACUCCGACACCCACGCCCAUCAGACAGCAUCAGGUGGCCGAGGAGGAGGAGGAUCCGUCUGAGGUGGAUACCACUUCGCUUCAGGCCACGCCCACCAAGGAGCAACUGCGCGACGAACUGCGCCUGCAGUGCGAGCGCCUGCGCAAGGAGUACGAGCAGAAGCAGCGGGAACUGGAGCAGCGCUACGUGGCCAGCAACAACACCACCUCGGAGGCGGAUGACGAGGGAAACGACGACACCGACAGCGACAAGUACUUCGCCAACGUGCGCACCGCCUCCUCGGCGACGCUCAAGCGGGCUGCGUCCGCCAGCACGGUGGUGGAGCAGAGGCGUGGCCAACAGGCCAGCCUGCCUUCGCAGCCAGCGCCUCCGCCGCCGGCUCCUCCGUCCACCCUCAACGAGGAUGACCUAAACGUGACCCUCGACACCCUGUCCCUGGGCAACGACAGUCUGCCCUCGAGCAGCAACAGGUCGCAGUACAUGCCGCCGCCCAUGGCUCCAGUGCCUGGAAUUUGGGCAUCGCACAACUCUGGCAAUUCAUGGCACGGCCAGCAGCCCAUCUAUGGCCAGACCAACUCAGGCACGGGAAACGAGUUCAAGGCACCGCCAGCCGCCCCCCAGGUGGGCUCCUCGAAUGCCUCCGGAUCGAAUGCCUCGACCGACGCCGUGCUCCUGCAGCAGUUCAUGCAGACGCAGCAGAUGCUCAUCAACUCGGUGUGCCAGUGCAACCAGACGCUGUGGCACCAGCAGCGGGAGAUCGACAACCUGAACAACCAACUGCACACGCUCCAGGAUCGCUUAAAUGUGGUGGCUUGUCAGGAUCACAGCUUUGGUCUGCGCUCGGAAUCAGUGCCGCCACCGAAUCUGCCGGUGGGCCCGGGGAUGGGUCAAAUGCCCAACAACCUGUGCUUGGGCAACAGUCGGGCGCAGUCGGAGCAGCUGUUCAACUUUGGCGCCCACCAGAGCGCCUUCAGUAACUAUCAGCGCAGCUGUCACCGGACUGGAAGCGAGUCGCAUCAUCAUCAUCAUCAGCAGCAGCAGCAGCAGCAGCAGCAGGCACAUCAGCAGCAGCCGUUCCUGAACAACGCCGCACCGCCGCCGCCGCCACCGACGCACUACAACAACGAGACACCGCUGUCGCCGCCCACGUACCGCUCCAGUCCGGGUCCAAUCUUUAUGAACCACCACAACAACACGAUCCAUCAGAACAACUCGAACCUGCGCACGCAGAACCAGCACGCCAACAACUUGCACUCGCUGCCCGAGGGAGCGGCUGGUGGCGGAGCUCCCGGUGGCGGGAUCACCUUGAACAACCAGGUGCCACCCGGCAACCGGGCCAACAACUACUGGGACAACUUCCGCAGCCACUCGCGCCAGAAUCUCCUGUCGAACAAGAGCAACGAGGAGCUGAACGUGGACCUUCAGCAGUAUCGUCGCCAGCGGGCGCGUCCCAGCUACUUUCAGCCGCCCCAGCUGCUGGCACCGCCCACGACCCGCGGUGGCUUGACCCACCAGCAGCAACAGCAGCAACAGCCGCAACAGCAGCAACAACAGCAGCAGCGACGCCACUUUUUCGAGUCGCCACUAACCGCUUUGCAUGGCAGCAGCAAUGGCAGCAACAAUCUGAAUAACAGCGGCAGUGCGGCCAGGAAACGCGACUGGCGCGAUGAUGGCGCCCACAAUCGUGACCAGGACGAUGAGGACUUGGACGAGGUGGAGGAGAACCAUGACAAUGUCAUAUUUGGCUCUGGGCGACGUCGCAAUCGUCGUCGUCCGCAACUUUCCACGCUGCGAGAUGAGGAGCCGGAGCAGGCCAGUUCCUCCAAUCUGAACAUGAACGUUAAUUAUGGCAACAGUCCGCUGUACCAGCGGAACAAGGUGCCAGCCAAGCCCACCACUUCCACGGUUUCGCUGACUCCGCUGCAGCAGCGACACCUGCGCUUCGACUUCGAGCUUCCCGCUCACUAUAUGGACUACAUUGAGCUGCCACAGUUAACUCCGGUGGACAACACUCCGCUGGCGGGUCAGGAUGCCUGCCCCGCGGACGAAUCCAAUGCCAUGGAGCAGUCCGAGGAGACGGCCUCCGAGGAGCUCAAUCGCAAUCUGCUGGUCAAUGCGUUGAAGAACGACAAGUUCACCACAAAGUUCUACGAGUCCAUCAAGGAGGAUGUCUACCGCCGGCUGGAGACCCUCUUCGAGCAGCAGCAGCUGCAGCAGCAGCAACAGCAGCAGCAACUGCAGCAGCAACAAAACCAGCAGCUACAGCAGUCGCUGGAGCCGCAUGGCCUGCGAAAGGCUCUCAACCAGGAGGAGAAUGAGCCCUCCUCGGUCGACGCAGAGGCCACCGAGAGUCGCAGUGAGACGCCGCUGGAGGUGAUGCGUCUGCAGCUGGACAACGAUCGGCCCGAGGACGAAAAGGGGUCGCCAGUGAAGAAUCAGCUGACUGUGGUCAUCCCCCAGAACGGUCAUGCCCAGGAAGAGCUGGAGGCAAGCGCUUCUGUCAUGCCCUCGACUGUGAAGUUGGAAAACGAGGAGCAAAUGCUCGAGGGAGAGGAGGAGGAGGAGCAUGUCGCCGGAUCUGGAGCAGGAGCAGGAGCAGGGGCCAGCGUGGAACUGGCCCCGGAUCACGAGCUCAUCGAGUACAUAAUCAAACGCAUUCGCAACCAGACGCACAACAACACCGUCAUCAACGAUUCCCUACUGGCGGAGGUCUCCAAGCUAACGGCCACCGCUGCCCAGAACUCGGCCGCCAGUUCGCCGCUCAUCUCGCCCAAACGCAUCUACGCCAAGAUCAAGAAGAUGGAGAUGCCGCGGCAGCGUGACGAGUUCUUGCUGUGGUACCGCUCCUAUCUGGAGCAGCUGUUCGUGGUUGAGCAGUCGCCGCCGCCGGACAAUUGCAAGGCCAAGCUGAAGUCGCCGCCGCCGCCACCGCCACCGUCGGCGGGCAGUCCGGCCAAGCAGACGAGGAAGCGGGUGCGCGAGCAGUCGCAGUCCCAGUCGCAGGACUCCAACAACGAUGCCGACUUGGCCGAGGCGGACCAGAAGAACGUAUCCUCCGCGGGCAAUGGCGACCUGGAGUGCGAGAACAACGAGAAUCCCGGCGAGGAGGCGGAUGGCCGGGCUGCAGCAGAGUCCUCCGGCGGAGAAAAACAGGACACAGGUCUCGAAUAGUAGGCUAUAUACAUUUAGGUUUAAAAACCCAACCACGCACACAUUCCUAAUCUCACAAUACACCAUCUGUACGGAUAUUUCACGACUCAUUUGCUGACGUUGCUUCUUGUUUGACCGUGACCCAUUUUCAUUUGGCAUAUAGUUUUUUAUUUAACAUUAAAUUAUGUAACAAUAUUAUAUAUAUAUAUAUAUCUAUUACACUGAAGACAACAA